AUGCUGAUGAAGGAGCGCAAGGGAAUGUUGCUGUUGCUGUUGCCGUGGGUGCUCUGCAUCUCUGCUGUGGGUGUGUCUGCCGCUUCCAAUGGCACUACUACGGAUGCUCUCGUCACGGCAACCGACACCAAUGCCAUUGUGCAAUGCUCCCUCUGUGGAGAUGAUCCAUCCUGGGAGCCGUUGGACCGGCAUGCCAAGUUUGAUGGUGGAGGAGGAGACUAUGUGACAUGUGGCCACGUUCAUUCCUUGGGAUUCAUUGCAUUGCCUCCUCAAAACUGCAGUUUCCUCCAAGGAUGGGGAGCCGGUUUGUGUCAGUGUGCACCGGCUUCCUCUCUCUCUGAAACGACCCAAAAAUGUCGAUUGUGCGAAACUGGCUUUUUGAAGCAGGGACAAAUGGCCGGAUUUCCAUCGAUAUCGUGUGCUUCCUCGCAGGUACAAGCAUCGCGGGACCAAUCGGUGCCCUGUCAUGUCUAUCAAGCCACGGUCGGCGAGUACUGUGGAUGCCACAAUCCCAAGGCGACGGCCAACAUGUGUCGCAUCUGUGGCGGAGACAAUAACCGACCACUGCCCGAUCCACUCAAAUUCAUUCCCCGGCAUGCCUCUAAAAGUUGCGGAGAAUUGGAAUUCGAUGCCAAUGUACCCAACGCCGACUGUCGCUUGUUCCAGAAGCUCUAUGGAGAACAAUGCUGUCCACCAGUGAUCGAAGACAAUAGUGCAGCAGCAGCUGUUCAAACUUUGACAAUCCGCUGGUUCGUAGGACUGGUUUCAGCGAUGCUCCUGGUGCACUAUUAUUAG
This is a messenger RNA of Seminavis robusta, 795 nucleotides long. The record is from the annotation of a GenBank genome assembly. Lineage: Eukaryota; Bacillariophyta; Bacillariophyceae; Naviculales; Naviculaceae.